AUAAUUUAUAAGCAGAUUCUAUUUGGUGAUUAUGCAAUAAUUUUAAUUUAAAUAAUUUUGAAAUUAUGUCACACAAUGGCAAUAAAAAGGAGGUGUCACGUUUAAUUGACUACCUGGCGAUUGUUGGUGUCAAGCACCCCAACGGAAGUUCCAAACAAAACCCGGUGUUACUUCAUAGGUACCCCGAAACCAACCACGCCGACUUUCAGUUCACCAACGAGGUUUGUUACUUCUGCCAACCUGAGGGGUGCAUCAACGUUUGUAGAAGGCCAAACAAGAUCCUCCACGAGGACACAUCGUCGUUCGUGUUCACCCUCACAGAGAAAGAUAGUGGCUUCGUCAGGUACGGGGUGUGCGUCAACUUUUACCGACCUUUCGAGAAGAAAGAUUUAGCAAAACUUCGAAGCAAGAAUCGCCAAUCAAGAACAAAGAUAAACAAAGCGGAAACACCUGACGCAACCGACCAAUUAGGAAACGGACAAAAAGUUGGAACAAUCAACAAAAGUGAUGAAACAAAGAAACAUUGUUGUGAAAUCUUAUCGAGCCCCCAACGUAAGCACAGAGCGUUCCGUACCCACACGUUGACAUCUUUAUGCAUCAUCAGCAGAAACCCUUUUAUAUCAACUUUCAGAAGAUGUUUAUUAACGUUGAAACGAAUAAUUGAGGCGUGUUACCAACGAACCAACGCCAAGAAUGGGAAAGGUUCGAAACAUACGCAAAGCAUAUGGAGUGUCCUUGCUGGUUGUGGGGCUGGCAAUGUGUCAGGUGUUGUAACGCACGAUUUACGGGAGAUUGAAUCGUGGAUAGCAAACCUUAUAUCUUGUCCUGUUCCUUUACCCGGGAAGAAUAAAGUUACGUUACAGUUGUUGCCGCCCUGCGUGCAGACCCCGUCCACGAUAGCCCUCCCCGACCCAACCCGUCUCACCCUACUCGACUUUCCCCUCCAUCUACCGUUGGAAUUGUUGGGAAUCGAACUUUGCUUGUCAACGCUCACUGCUGUUAUGCUCGAACAUAAGGUGAUUCUAAUAUCCCGUGAUUACAACGCACUCACGAUGUCCAUCAUGGCUCUCAUAAGCAUGUUGUAUCCUCUGCAAUAUAUGUUCCCGGUGAUUCCCCUGCUACCCCAAUGCAUGCCGGGGUCGGAACAAUUAUUACUUGCCCCCACCCCGUAUGUGAUCGGAUUACCAUCCUCGUUUAUUGAAUCGAAGAAACAUUUCAACUUCCCCAACGAUGUAUGGACGGUGGAUCUCGAUGCUAACAAGCUAACCCCGCCAGCCAACGGGAUGUCCCUUCCUUCCUUACCCGAACCACAAGGAGGGUUGCUGAAGAACCAACUUAAACAGGCGCUACAAAGCAUGUCUCUCCACAACUCCGAUGUUAGAGAUGAAGGGAAACCCCCCAGGACCCCAGAUGAAGAGACGUUUAACCCGACAAUAUAUGGGGGCGACGUGGACAGCGUGGAUGUCGCUACAAGAGUUGCAAUGAUAAGAUUUCUAUGUUCGUCCAACACCCUCCAAUAUUACACGGACCACACUCGCACGUUACGAUUAUAUCCUCGGCCGGUGGUGGCGUUUCAACAACACAGCUUCAUGCAGUCAAGGGCGAAACCAAGUGAGUUCACGCUUCAGUUGUCGCAAACACAAGCCGUUGAAUAUUUGGGCGAAUGGUCGUUGUCGCCCGAUAAUGUGGCUUUCCUGAGGAUUAAUAAUAACAUAUUUGAUCCCCAGUUGAUUGGGGACAAACCGAAGUGGUUUGCGCACAGUUUGUUCAACGUUGACCACUCAACACACGAUGGCAGUAAAACCUUGGUUGUCGCGGUAACGAUGGCGGACGAGAUAACCGGGGCCGACCAAUCAGACGCACCCACUGAUGAAAGUGGAAGUGAAUCGGAACUUCUCUCGGAUGAUUACUCGUCGUUUUCCGAUUCCGAUGACUCAGCAGAAGUAAAACAAGUUGAAACUGAGCAGGAGGUCGACGAAGAUGUCAAUGGUGUUGACGAUGAAGGUGUUGUUGGGGGGGAUGAAGAUGAACCACCGCCCGACCCCAUCGUAACCGCGGCAACAAGUGUGGAUUCCCCCACCACAUCGACUGCGUCCAGCGAUAGUGAUGUCACUAAUGAUGUCAUAGCAACCAUGUCACCCAUGGCAACCAAACCACCAGAACAUCGAUCACCGUUUCCCAGCAUCAAAGCCCCUCGUAAAACCUUGAUUGAUCAUCGUUCGGUUGUUCGUCACGGAUCACCGCUUCCACCCACCAUACCCCACCAAUCACCCGCCACAAAUACCGCCACACACCUCAAUAAUAAAGAUAAUCAAGGUUUCCUUAAAGACAUGUGUGAAGGUGUAUUAGGGGGUCACGGGGUCGGUUGGUUCAACAUGAAACGGGUACGUAAGUUGAUGGAAUCGGAGUCGCUGAGGUUGUUUCUGCUUCAACGACUCAACCAAUCAACGCAGGACGAGGGAAAUAAUGAUUUUGUUGAGGACAUUGAGAUUAGCAUCAAAGUUUACCGUGGAAUGUUGGAGUUGUUGAAAUGCGUGUUGAGUGGGUUGGAAUGUACGUAUAACACAAGGCAUGGGUUGGGGGGGAUGGCUUCUACAUUUCAACUUUUAGAGAUAUCGCACACACAUUAUUACGCCAAAGAAUUGAAACCAAAAGAUCGCGAAAGUUAUCGGGGAAGUAUCGACAAGUUGAACGACUCGCAACCCAGUGAUGUGGCGCCACCAUCUGGCCCGUUUGACACUCGAAGCUUGGCCGAAGAUAUCUCUAGUAUCGUUUCCAAACUUGGGACACAAGUUUCGAACAAAAGUGAUUCUUCAAGUUCGGGGAAAGAUGGCGGGAGUGUGAAGAGCGUCCCACAUUUAUCGGAGGACCGCAUGAGCCUCGCAUCGGAAUCCAUGAGCAGCAACCAUCCACUGGAGGAAAGAACAUCCGAGCUUCGGUAUCGGAACGGAAAGUUGAUUCGCGUCGAUUCUGACUUCGGGGACGACGAGGAAAGAAUCUUCCUUUAUGAGGGGUUGCUGGGAGGUGGGAAGUCGUCCUUGUUGAUGCAGUUAGAAGGGGCUGCUCUUGAAACUACCUUUAAUUUAAGUAAGGAACGUUCCAAGGUUUGGGACGAAAUGCAAUUCUGGGAGGAUGUGUUUCUCGAUGCUGUUGCCAUGGAGAGGGACGCCGUGGGAAUGGAUCAAGGACCUACGGAUAUGAUUGAAAGAUACCGAGCGUUGGGGAGCAGUGAGAGGAAACGAUUGGAAGACGAGGAGGAUCGAUUGUUGUCCACCAUGUUGUAUAAUCUUAUAUCAUAUAUGUUGAUGAUGGGGGUGCAGUGUAAGGAUAUCAAACGGAAGGUUCGUCGUUUGUUGGGGAAGUCCCACGUGGGGUUGUCCCACAGCGCGGAGAUUAAUUUAUUGCUUGACGUCGUGCAUGAGUUGCGUGGGGUGGCUGUGGAUUUGAAGCCGUGCGGAAGUCGUCACAUCCGGAAACAAUCGUUCGUCGUUCAUUCGGGAACAGAUACAACGGGGGAUGUGUUGUUUAUGGAGGUAUGCGACGAUGCGAUAAUCGUGCGCACGGGGUUCGGCACAAUAUGCGAACGAUGGUGGUACGAGAAGUUGAUCAACAUGACUUUCUGUCCCAAAACUAAAGUUCUGUGUUUGUGGCAACGUAAAGGACAAGAAACGCAACUUAAUAAAUUCUACACGAAAAAGUGUCGAGAAUUGUAUCGUUGCGUGAAAGAAGCCAUGGAGAAAGCAGCAGCUCGUCAUAAUGAACCUGAGCUUGGAGGGGAGUUCCCCAUCCAAGAUAUGAAGACGCACGAGUGUGGGUUACUUCAGGUCACCCUGGAUGGCAUCAACCUUAAGUUUAUCAACAGUCAGGGGGUUAAAAAGGUUUUCCUUGGCUUGAAGACGAUUCGCAAAUGCAACACCAUCAAAGGGAUAUUUAUCCUUGAGGAAUAUAAUCGCGACACAGAUGAGGUCACAAUACACAAGUUCAAGUCAGCGCUCGCUAACGAAAUAUGUUACGCUGUUUUAUGUUUGUUCUCGUAUGUGGCAGCGGCACGAAGGGCUGACCGCUGAUGUGUGACGAUCCCUCGACAGCGAGCAUGGGGCCACGACGUUGUGUCGUUAUAUAUUGUGUUUAUGUUGUGCAAUAAUCGUGGUGCAAUUCAACACAACCCGUACUUAGUGGUGAUGGUUACUUUUGUACAAGUUUUUAUUUUUUAUAAAAUCAGUAAACCAUAAAUUUAAUUAUAAUGUAGAUAAUAUAUUAUCUUUAUGUCGUAAUAAAUGUUUCUAAAUUAUA
Molecule: messenger RNA, 4293 nt
Organism: Ciona intestinalis (vase tunicate)
Lineage: Eukaryota; Metazoa; Chordata; Ascidiacea; Phlebobranchia; Cionidae
Source: RefSeq, a predicted model, not a curated record